AUAGCUGUUCAGCAUGGCCAUUCUUUUCUCAAGAUAUUAGAAAUCAAAGUUAUGAUAGAAGAUGUCAAUGAUAAUUACCCUAUAUUUCCAAACAAAGAAUUUCAUAUACAGUUUGAUGAAACUGCAUUAAAAGGAAGAAAAGAAACACUUCCAAAUGCCAUUGACAAAGAUGUCAGUAUUCAGAAUUCUAGACUUACUUAUCAACUCAAAGAGGAUGAAGAUAUUCCAUUCCAAUUGUUUGUAUCUAAGAAAUUGGAUGGAAGUGAUUUGUUACAAGUGCUUUUAGAUGGUAACUUGGACCGUGAAACACAAAACAUUUACAACAUCCAGUUAAUUGCAAUAGAUGGGGGUACUCCAACAAAGAAAGGGGUACUAAAUUUAGAAAUAUCAAUACAAGAUGAAAAUGAUAAUUCCCCAGUGUUCUCUCACAAUAUUUACAAUGUCACUGUAAAUGAUACACACAGGAUUAACGAAUCUAUUUUAAAACUGUCUGCGACAGAUUUGGAUGAAAGAGAAAAUGGAAGAAUUUCCUACAGCUUAAGUUCUAAAACACCAAGUAAUAUGAAAGAAUGCUUUCGACUGAAUAAGCAAACUGGAGAACUAUUUCUAACAACAGAGUUUCAGUUUGGAAAAUCCUAUAAAAUAUUUGUUAAAGCCACAGAUAAUGGUAAACCACCUAUGUCCUCAACUGUUACUGUUCUAAUAAAUGCAAUCAGUUACUUAAACAAUCCACCAAAUAUUGAUAUCAGAUUUGUUUUAAAGUCAACUGGCAACACUGCCAUCAUCUCAGAAGCAACUGAAAUUAACAGCUUUGUUGCUUAUGUCAAAGUUACCGACAAUGACAGUGGAGCAAAUGGACAAGUGAAGUGUCAUUUACAAAAUAGAUAUCUUCAGCUUAUCUCAAUGUCUGAAAAGAAAUACAAAGUUGUUGUCAAGAGUGAAAUAGAUAGAGAGAGUGAGAAGAGCUUUAAUUUCACCAUUAAAUGUCAAGAUAAUGGUUUACCUCCAUUGAAAGUAGAGAAACAGUUUUCUGUGCUGGUCACUGACAUAAAUGAUGUACAACCUCAGUUUAGUCAGGACAUAUUUAAGUUUCUCACCUAUGAAAAUGAACACAAAGACUUCCCUGUUGGAUAUGUCAAUGCCACAGACCCAGAUAUUGGAGAUGGAGGACAAUUAACCUAUUCUCUAUUAUCUAAUGGAAAAGAUAUCCUACCAUUUCAGAUAUCUGAUGUGGGAUUCAUUUCCACAACUGAGUCCCUAGACAGAGAAGAAAAGAACUUGUAUGAGUUUAAGGUUUUAGUAAAAGAUAAAGGAACACCAUCACUGGAGAAGAGAGCAAAUGUUGUUGUUGAGGUUAUGGAUUUAAAUGAUAAUGCUCCCUAUUUCAGUUUCCCUAAUGUUGACCCUUUCAGUCUUAAUGUCCACUACCAUCCCCACUCUGACCAUGAUAUCACAGUUGUUAGGGCCUCUGACAGAGACAGCCAACACAAUGCCUUCCUCACAUAUGAAAUACUCAGAGGUAAUGAGAAACACUUAUUUCAAAUGAACCAUCACUCUGGUGUCUUAUCUUUCUCUCGCUCACUUUACCAAAAUGAUGCUGGAUUCUAUGAACUGGAAUUAGGUGUGAAAGACAGUGGCAGUCCAGUUCUGUCAUCGACAACAACUUUGUCUUUGACUCUAACAGUUAGUAACAACACAUCAAAGAUAUUUAAGACCCCUUCAAAGACAACAACAGAAUCAAGUAAUGGUCUCCAAUUGAAUGUGAUGAUUGUUAUUGUUGUAGCAGCUGUGAUCGUAUCAGUUGUCAUAGUGAUCUCUAUAUCAAUCUGUAUAGUUCAUAGACUGAAGCAGACAGACAACAACUAUAACAACAGUGUUGAUAUGUACCACAAGGUUACACCUGCAUUAAACAUCCAACCGAAAUAUAUAUUUGAUCCUACCUGUGUUCCUCCUGGUGUUCAGUACACAAUGGAGAGAAAUCUGAAGAAACCCCAACAACCAAUGGUAGACAGAGAAGAUAUUCACUGCAGAACUAUAUCGUAUGAUAGCUGGGGUAACCCAUCUUUCACUGAACUGCAUCAACAGAUAUUUGUUCCAAGAGAAGAAAGUAUGUCUCCAGGUUACAGAGAACUAAACAGUUCUGACCAAUUCAGUGAGAUGUCAACAUUGUCAUCUCGCACUGAUAGGGGUCAUGGAUGGAGUGUCGGCAGUGCUGGUCACUAUGAGGAACUGCCAGAUCUAUGUCGUUAUCAAAGUGAUUAUACAUGGAAUAGAAGAAACCACCCUCAACACACUCUCGACAGAUCAAGGGGAGAUAACAACAACGGAUAUCCCUACCAACCAAAUGUUGACAAGAGCCCUUCUUAUCAUCUCGACCAAAUAACUUUCACUACAGCUGGGACCACAUCUAAUACAACUGAACAAUCACCUACGGUGCCAAUGACAAGUGCCUUUAUUUCAAACUGUAAACCGCUUCUACCAGCUGUACCUAAAGUAACAACAUUACCAAAGGUACCUUCAAUACCUCAAGUACCACCUCUAUCAGCACCACAGAACUAAUGCUGCACUAUUUAGAAACCAAUGACAGGUAGCAGCAGAACUAGAACAAGGACUGCCUAAAAUCCUGACCGUAUCUUAUAUUUGUGUACUAAUUUCAAAUCAUAUUCUACCACAGAUGACUUUGCCAAUUAUUUGCCAGUCUUCUUUAGCAGCUUACAUAAUUUUACUUCCUCUUACUAGAGACAAUACCAAAAACAAUUUUAUCUUAUAUAAAAGUAGAGCUUGUCUAUUAC
Octopus sinensis (East Asian common octopus) is the source of this 2792-nucleotide messenger RNA. RefSeq names its product protocadherin beta-13-like. Gene Ontology annotation, biological process: homophilic cell-cell adhesion. The record is from RefSeq and is a predicted model, not a curated record. The transcript is spliced from 3 exons. The coding region runs from base 52 to 2559 and encodes 835 amino acids. Gene Ontology annotation, molecular function: calcium ion binding. Gene Ontology annotation, cellular component: plasma membrane. NCBI's taxonomy places the organism in Eukaryota, Metazoa, Mollusca, Cephalopoda, Octopoda, Octopodidae.